This is a messenger RNA of Hypoxylon fragiforme, 1503 nucleotides long. RefSeq names its product PH domain-containing protein. Bases 1 to 1503 code for a protein of 500 amino acids. NCBI's taxonomy places the organism in Eukaryota, Fungi, Ascomycota, Sordariomycetes, Xylariales, Hypoxylaceae. The record is from RefSeq and is a predicted model, not a curated record. The transcript is spliced from 3 exons.
AUGAGUGGCGACUCGCAAGUACUGCCUAUUAGACAGGCAACUACUUUUAGCGAAGAUGCAGUGCCUGAUAUCGACCCUACCACCACCGCCGGUUUACUCGCCGAAAGGCUUCAAGCCUGGAAACAUGCUGUGGGAUAUCUAGAGGAUUAUGUCGGCGCGGUGGAAAAGGUUCAUAAGGUGCACUCUAAGGAAUACGAGAAGGUCCUUAAGACGAUCUCUCAUCCGUUAAAAGAAGGGGCCCAUUUCGACCAGGGCCUCGGCGGCGUCGCGGGAUUUUUCGAGAACAUGCGCGUUAAUACCCAAGCCAUGGUCAACUCGAACGCUGAAACCGAGAAAACCCUCAAGGGGUCUGUCUUGCCCAUACUCGAGCGGCUACACAAGGAAAUCAAGGCGAAACAUAAGGAAGUUUCCCAUGGAGGCGAGAAGGCAGCCAAGGAAAUUGAGAAAGCUAGGAACACUACUCAAAAGCACAUUGAGCUCCUCGGCCAGCAUGCCGCAUCUUACGAGUCAGCCGGUGGUAAAAUGACCCCCACUGAGGACCCGUAUGUCCUCCAGCGCGGAGUCAUCCACAGGCUGAACAAACAGAUUAUCGAGGAAAACAACCAUAGGAACGAUCUUAUCAACAUUCAGGACGGUUUCAAGGAAUUUGAAGCCCACGUGAUACAAAUCAUCCAGCAGGCAAUGGAUGCCCUCAACCAGGUCGCCGGUGGCCAAGCUGAAAAGACUAGGGCACUUUACACCGAUAUGCUAGGCACGGCGCAGUGUAUCCCAGCUGACUUUGAGUGGACUGGUUUCCUAACACGUGACGGUCAUCGCCUAGUCGAUCCAAAGGAGGCGCCGCGGAGCGUCGACGUGGUUACCUUCCCCAACCAAAACCAUACCUCGACCAAGCCACUCAUCGAAGGCAGUCUGGAGCGCAAGUCGCGGAACAAGCUAUCCUGGGGCACCCAAGCAGGGUAUUACGUCGUGACCCCAUCCAAGUACUUGCACGAGUUCAAGGACGAUGACAACUUACGGCAUGACCCGAAGCCGGAACUCUCUAUUUACCUCCCCGACGCUGUUAUCGGUGCGCCCAGUGGUGAGAAGUUCCAUAUCAAAGGAAAGGACAAGAGCAGCAGUUUCAGCAGCAAACUGGCUGGGGCGUCCGAGCUCCAUUUCAUAGCUCAUUCUGCAAGUGAGGCUCAGAAGUGGUAUGACGCUAUCCGUGCUGCUGCGGGCGCGACGGGCCCAGCUUAUGAAAGUCAGCCGUCUUCACGUAAUGUUUCCGGGGUUGCGUCUGUAAGCGAUAGCAAGACACAGAAAAUCGACCCUAUCGCAGCUCAAGAGGCAGGUAUUACGGGCGGAGAUACUGUCAGCAGCCCUACAGCCAUCACACCUGCGGUCACUCGACAGAACACACUUAAGGAUAGCAAGGAUACCAGCAAGGACAGCAAGGACAGCAAGGACAGCAAGGACAGCAAGGACAGCGCCCCUGCGGACGAGAAGAAGGCAACUACUUCUUAG